UUACCCGUUGCCGUGUUAAACUGUCAUUGGCGAAAUUAUUUUGUAUGAAAUUUAUGCAGAUAACUUCAUUUUGAAGUUAUUUAAAAUAGGAAAUAUUGAAUAAAAACGCAGUAGGAUGACAAAAUAAUUGAAAUAGUGUACUAGUUUUUAACAUAGAUUCAUUUAAUUUACGUUUAUAUGCACGGUUUUAUUUAGUUAAAAUGAAAACCACCGGUUUGAGGAUUUUUAUAAUCGUAUUAGCUCACACGUUUAUUAUUUGUGCCGGAGAUAGUGAUACUGCUAAACGAAAUGAGAAGAAAUCUAAAGGGGUAACUACUUUCGUAAGUGCUAAGUGGGAAGCUACCCCUCUUGUUUUGGAACUGGCUGAGUACAUGUCUGCUGAAAGUUCAGAUUUGUUCUGGUCCUACUUUGAUGGAAUUACUUCUCUGAAAUUCAGUUUAAGUGAUCUGGAAACUGACAAGCAAGUAUAUGAUGCAUGCAUUGGUGUAGCUAGUACACUGCUGGUCCCUGCGCAGUUGCGCAUGGCUAAGCUUGCCCUGUCUAUGCAUCUGACUUCUCCUACUGUAAGGAUGUUUGACCAGAUAGCUACACAAAACGGAGCUAAAGUAUUAGACUGUGACAGUUUUGUUUCUAUUGCAUCAAAGAAGAUUUGUGAUAAUGAUGGUUUAAGGGAUAUACUUAAAUCUAUACAGCAAUACAAUGCAGAGGAACACAAAUUGGAGACCUACUUAUUAGAUCAUUCAUAUCCUAGUAGUGAUAAUAAGAGUCUAACUGCUAUUCUGUAUGGAGAACUUGGCACCAAGGAUUUCAUAGCAAAACAUAAGAUACUGGCAGGGUAUGCUGAUAAAGGAUUAAUCAACUAUGUUGUAAGAUGGAAUGUUAAACCUAGAGGCAAACCCAAACUACGUUUAUCUGGAUAUGGCGUGGAAUUGCAAUUAAAAAGUACUGAAUACAAAAGUCAGGAUGACACAACACCUAAAGAAUCUGAUGGAGAUGACACUUCAUCACCGUCUGAAGAAGAAGAUGAAAAUGAUCCUCAGAACCAAAUUGAUGGAUUUAAUUUUGGCAAGCUUAAAAACUUAUUUCCUGCUCUACGCACGCCCUUGGAGCGCUUCCGACGGCACUUAUCUGAAAUUAGCGAGGAGCUGGCCCCGCUCAAAGUUUGGCAAAUGCAGGGAUUGAGUAUGCAGGCAGCUGCCGCGGUUAUUGAUGCACACGAUUCUGGUGGCGAUGAAUCGCUUAAAGUGCUCACUUCUAUUGCUCAAAAUUUUCCUAUGCAGACAAAAUCACUGAUCCACGUGAACGUCCCGCGAUCAUUCCGCGACGAGGUUCUAUAUAACCAGGACAUAUGGGCGUCGUCUUUAGGGCUCCGGCCUGCUGAGCCUUUACUCCUUGUGUCGGGAGCUCAGUACGACGCGGAAGAGGUCGAUGUAAUGGCUCUGUUAGCUGCUCUCAGAGAGGACAUUGGACCGAUGAACACAUUGCACGCUAUAGGUUUAUCAAAGAAGUUUAUAAACAAGCUAAUGUCGCUCGAUGUGGGGGAAACAUUCACUUGGGAAGAGUACGGACUAGAUAUCCGGGACACCGCGAUCACGUGGCUUAACGAUCUAGAGUCAGAUGAAAGGUACAGACGCUGGCCUUCCUCCUUCAUGGACCUGUUGCGUCCGACGUACCCUGGUAUGCUGAGAAACUUGAGGAGAAACAUCUAUAAUUAUGUAAUAAUAGUAGACCCAACAUCACCUGCCUCAGGUCCUCCACUAAAACUAGGGGAAACAUUACUAAGCCCCGCGACGCCGGUUCGUGUUGGUCUCGUAUUAGCUCCUGGAAGCAGUGAUCCCAUACUUGGUUCUGCUAUUCGAAGCGCUUUUAACUACGUAGCGCAGGACCGGAACUCAAACAAAGAGGCUUUCUAUUUCGUCACUGAGCUUCUCCACUCCGUCAAAGACGAAACUCUAAAUUUGGAAUACGUUAAGAAACAUUUGAAGAAAUACGCAAGUGCCGACGCGAACCUUGACGACAUUAUAUCGGAAGACUCUGAGUACAACUUCGGAAAUCAGUUGGCUGAAGAAUUCGUUUCCAAACUUGGAACUAAUAAGUACCCUCAGGUGUUAAUAAACGGUGUCCCGCUAUGGGACGACAGCGCAACACCAGUGACGUCAUCAGUGGAGUUACUCGAGGAAGCGCUUGUAACGGCUCUGGCAAGACACACAGGCCGACUGCAGCGUGCUGUGUUUCGCGGUGAACUGUCUGACUCUGAUGACGCUCUAGAUUUUCUUAUGAAACAACCUCACAUAAUGCCUCGGUUAAAUCGUCGAGUGCUUGCCUCUGAACCGACUCAAUACUUGGACCUAUCUGGAGUUCCGUCAUCGACAGAGCUAUUUACUGAGGAUAAGGUCCAUCGCCUUAUACAUUUAACUGGGCGCGAUGCGUUGGCGACAGCUUUGCCAAUAUUGCAAUAUUUCACGAAACCAGGCAAACCUGAGAAAAUUAUUCAAACUAUUUGGGUCGCAGGUGAUUUGAAUGUCAAGGAAUCGAGAGAUUUGUUAAAAAACGCUUUGUCAUUUAUGAGAGAAUCAGGUGGUACUCGAGUAGCGUUCAUACCAAAUGUAGACGGCACGUCGAAUGUAGAUCAGUCGCUUAACAAAGUUGUGUUGGCUGCACUUACUACAUUGGAAUCAGUGAAAGCCACCAAGUAUGUAACGCAACUACUGGAUGACGAAGGCUGUCAUGAGAGACAUGACUGCGAUAUCAUGCCCGAGAUAGUCCCAGCGCUGAACAAGUAUGCGUGGGUACUGAAAGCGUCUCGCGUGCUGUGUGCGCGCAGUUUACGGCUCCGUGUGGGCGACCGCGCCGUCGUACAUAACUCGCGGAUCAUCGGACCUUUCACACAAGGAGAGGUAUUCUCUACAGAUGACUUUGUUCUGCUCGAAAGGUAUAGCAACCAAGUUUACGGGGAGAAAUUGUCUGAGGUUUUUGCCAAAAAGAAGAUAUCCACCAAUGAAGUUUCAUAUGAUGAUGAUGAUGUGGAUGAGUUAUCGACGGAAAGUUAUAUGAAAGUGAUAUCAGUGUUGGCGGCUCGUAGCCCUCGCGUGCGUACGCCUUUGCCCAAUGGACUGCGUACCGAACACUCAGUAAUCGAGCUACCGCCUCUCUAUGAGGAUGAAGCUGCUGUCGAGAUAGUAGCGGUGGUGGACCCGGCUUCAGCUCCAGCUCAACGCUUAGCACCCUUAUUGUUGGUACUGCGCCGCGUGGUCAACUGUCGCCUUCAGUUGUUCCUCAACCCGCAAGACAAGAACUCCGACAUGCCACUUAAGAGCUUCUACCGCUAUGUGCUAGAGCCGGAGCUACAAUUCAACGCAAACGGGGCUCAAACGGCGGGCGCAAUAGCUCGUUUCUCACGUCUGCCUCACGCUCCAUUACUGUCUUUGGAUCUGAGGACGCCGACGAACUGGCUUGUCGAAUGUGUCAAGUCCGUAUACGAUCUCGACAACAUACGGCUGGCCGACGUCGACUCACUUGUGCACAGCGAAUUCGAGCUCGAGUACCUGUUACUGGAAGGACACGCGUGGGAUACAGCACUGAGUACUCCUCCGCGAGGGUUGCAGCUGAUUCUCGGCACGCGGACCAAACCGGAGACCAUGGACACCAUAGUGAUGGCAAACCUCGGCUACUUCCAGCUCAAAGCCAACCCUGGCGCCUGGAUAAUGCGCUUGAGGCCAGGACGCUCGGAUGAUAUUUAUGAGAUUCUUGGUCACGAAAACACAGACACGCCGGCAGGUAGCGACGAUAUCCAGGUUCUGAUGAGCUCGUUCCGAAGCCACGUGAUCAAAUUGCGUGUGAGCAAAAAAGCAGACAAGCAACAUCUCGAUUUGCUCGUAGAAAACGACGAGAAGAAUGCUGGAGGAAUAUGGAACUCUAUUGCAAGUUCAUUCGGCGGCGGUGAAGAAAUUGAGUCUCAGGACGAAACUAUCAAUGUGUUCUCGGUUGCGUCGGGACAUCUCUACGAACGUUUUCUGCGUAUUAUGAUGUUGUCAGUGCUGAAGAACACGAAGUCCCCUGUGAAAUUCUGGUUCCUUAAGAACUAUCUCAGUCCCUCGCUUAAGGACAUCUUACCGUACAUGGCGCAAGAGUACGGUUUUGAGUACGAGUUAGUGCAGUACCAGUGGCCGCGCUGGCUGCAGCGACAAAAGGACCGCCAGCGCACCAUCUGGGGCUACAAGAUACUCUUCCUUGACGUGCUCUUCCCGCUGCACGUCAAGAAAAUCAUCUUCGUAGACGCUGACCAGAUUGUACGUGCAGAUUUGAAGGAGUUGGUAGAUCUAGACUUGGGCGGGGCUCCCUAUGGAUAUACGCCAUUCUGUGAAAGCAGAAAGGAAAUGGAAGGAUUCAGGUUCUGGAAGCAAGGCUAUUGGAGGAAUCACUUACAAGGUCGUAGCUAUCAUAUCAGCGCGUUAUACGUGGUCGAUUUGAAGCGUUUCCGACGCAUCGCUGCCGGCGAUCGACUACGUGGGCAGUAUCAGGCGCUCAGCCAGGAUCCUAACAGCUUGUCUAAUUUAGAUCAGGACUUACCCAACAACAUGAUACAUCAGGUGGCCAUAAAAUCUCUACCGCAAGAGUGGCUGUGGUGUGAAACAUGGUGCGACGAAAACUCCAAGCAGUAUGCCAAGACUAUUGAUUUGUGCAACAACCCUUUGACAAAAGAGGCGAAAUUGUCCGCUGCGAUGCGAAUCGUACCAGAGUGGCGUACUUACGAUGAAGAGGUUAAGGCGCUGCAAGCUCGCGUACGUCGUGGCCUGUACCAGCACGCGGAUCACGAACAGGAAAUUGAAAAUACGGAUCACGAAGAUGUUGCUGUGACACAAAGUUCCUCAGGUAAAGACCGCGAACACACCGAGUUAUGAUGCAAUUUCAAUGUGAUGUAAUAAAUGAAUUUUUUGUUAUUCCAAUUUUGGUAGUAUGUUUAUAAGUGAGUGUAGUGCGAGUGAACCGUGAAAAAUCGAGUAAGUGCUCAUAUAAGUCUUCAAUAUGACAAGUCCAAAGUGGUCCUAAAAAUAUCAACAUGGAUUUUUUUAGCAAAGGAGUGGAUCGGAAACCUGCAGGAAUAAAUAUUAGUAACUAUAUUGUCCAAUAGUUAUAAGUAAUACAAUUGUAAGAGGUUGCUCAUUGAUCAUUGAUCGUAAACUGCCCAUUAAACGAAGUCCUGCAAUUAACCUUCGGUUUAAAAACAAAAAUUAUGUUUGGUUGGUUUAUUUUAAUUGAAAUUUAUUUAUAUUUUAAGUCCAUAUUCAAUAUUUAAUUUUGAUGUAAAUGAAAUGUCUGGUCUGUGUGGGAGGCUUCGGCGAUGACUACUUGUAGUGGAAUGAAAAAAAAAAAAAAAUAUAUAUAUAAGCAACAUAAGUAACCUCUCUAGUCAUCGUCUUGCUUACCCCAAAAUGCAUAUAUAUGCAUAUAGUUUCACUAUAUGUUUCAAGUUGUUAUGUUAAUAACAUUAAAUAACAUCUUACACAAACGCAUCUCUGGCUAUUUCUGCAUGCAUUCUCUACAAAAGAUCUAUACCCAGCAGUGGAUUUAAAUCGGUUGAAGCGAUGAUGUUAAGGUCCUAUUAACUGAUUUCAAUGGAAGGAGCUCCUAUUCGAACAGCAGGGAAUCAAUGUUUAUUUGCAAUAGUUCAGUAAAUUGUAUUAUUUUAAUAUUUACUUUCUUGUAAAUAAAAAUUAAAGUUUUUAUUAAUCCAGAUUUUUUUUCAUGAAAAGGAUAUUGUCUCGUCCUGUUGACUCGUUCGUCUGUUAGUAACCACCAUUCUGAUGCUCUAAAAAAAUUUAUGUGUGAUUAAUAUUUUAUCAUGAAUAAUAUUGGGACCCUUUUUAUAGGUUGUUUGCAGUUUAGAUUUUUGUAAAUAUUAACUCGUGCAAUUACAUUCGUCCUAUCUCAAACUGUCAUAGAAUGUUAGUAUUUCUCCCAGUGGCAUGGACCAAACUUUUCGUUGUUUUUCUUUAUGCUUCAGCUAAAAGUUUAGUCAUUACUUUUAAAGGGUCUAUCAAUGCUCAGUAAUAAGGGAAGUGCCGACAGUUAUCUUUCUGUACACAUAUUAGUGCCCUAUGUAUAAGUUUCAAAGUAUAUAGUAUUGUAUAAUUUGACAACUCCAUGACAGAUUUGCUUAAUUCUGGUAUUAGAUUUGAAUUAUGCUAUUCACGUAGUACUAAAGACUUCAUAGCAAGCAGAACCAGUGUUUUUAGUUAUGGUUCGAAAUUUUGACAGCAAAAACUAGAUGUCAGAAAAGUUUUAAAAUCAAUUGGAUAUCAACGACAGGCAGGUAUGUCAACCCUCAUAUAUAAACUGAAAUGAUUCCAAAACAUAUUGACACACGUUCUGCCAGUGAAAUCCUACUGAUUUUAAAGUGAUUCUGACAGCAGCAGCAAUCGAAGAUUCUAUUAAGGAUGAAUAAGUUGAUGCCUUAAAUUUUUCGGUCUUCCCUGACGAAACGGGCCUGACCGUGAUAUGCCUGGAUAGACCAUAUUAUGUGAUUCAUACAUGUAACUGUAUGUUGGUAUGUGAAUUAGAUAGAGUUUAAACAAUUUUUUUUUUUUAAAAAUUCUCUUAAGCCAUAAUUUCUCCGUGUACGACACUAUCAUUUUGUAGAUUUUUAAUUUUAAUGUGAGAAUAUUAAAUCGAAACUAAUGCUGUUA
This is a messenger RNA of Pararge aegeria (speckled wood butterfly), 6686 nucleotides long. RefSeq names its product UDP-glucose:glycoprotein glucosyltransferase (gene Uggt). NCBI's taxonomy places the organism in Eukaryota, Metazoa, Arthropoda, Insecta, Lepidoptera, Nymphalidae. The coding region runs from base 201 to 4901 and encodes 1566 amino acids. The record is from RefSeq and is a predicted model, not a curated record. The transcript has 28 exons. Gene Ontology annotation, cellular component: endoplasmic reticulum. Gene Ontology annotation, molecular function: UDP-glucose:glycoprotein glucosyltransferase activity.